Ziziphus jujuba (common jujube) is the source of this 1774-nucleotide messenger RNA. RefSeq names its product trans-cinnamate 4-monooxygenase. The coding region runs from base 86 to 1603 and encodes 505 amino acids. The transcript has 3 exons. Gene Ontology annotation, biological process: lignin metabolic process. Lineage: Eukaryota; Viridiplantae; Streptophyta; Magnoliopsida; Rosales; Rhamnaceae. Gene Ontology annotation, molecular function: heme binding; iron ion binding; trans-cinnamate 4-monooxygenase activity. The record is from RefSeq and is a predicted model, not a curated record.
AAGUACAUCUCCCAACUCCCACCCAACUCUUCCUAUCUAUUGUGCGCCUAUAUUCCUUAUCCUGUGCACCUGUUCCUACACCACCAUGGAUCUCCUCCUAUUGGAGAAGACACUCUUAGCCCUUUUCGUGGCCGUGGUUCUCGCCAUCACCAUCUCUAAGCUUCGCGGCAAACGAUUUAAACUCCCUCCCGGUCCUAUGACCGUACCCGUAUUCGGUAACUGGCUCCAAGUCGGAGAUGACUUGAACCACCGUAACCUUACCGAAUUAGCUAAGAAAUUCGGCGACAUUUUCUUGCUCCGGAUGGGCCAGAGAAACCUCGUCGUUGUCUCUUCCCCGGACCUCGCCAAAGAGGUCCUUCAUACCCAAGGAGUUGAAUUCGGGUCAAGGACCCGAAAUGUUGUAUUCGAUAUUUUUACGGGUAAAGGACAGGAUAUGGUGUUCACGGUUUACGGUGAGCAUUGGAGGAAGAUGAGACGGAUUAUGACCGUCCCUUUUUUUACUAACAAGGUGGUGCAGCAGUACAGAUACGGUUGGGAAUCCGAGGCUGCGAGCGUUGUCGAGGAUGUGAAGAAGAAUCCCGAAUCAUCAACGACUGGGAUCGUUCUGAGGAGACGGUUGCAGCUGUUGAUGUACAACAACAUGUACAGGAUCAUGUUCGACCGGAGGUUCGACAGUGAAGAUGAUCCAUUGUUUGUGAAACUCAAGGCGUUGAACGGAGAGAGAAGUAGAUUGGCUCAGAGCUUCGAGUACAACUAUGGCGAUUUCAUUCCAAUUCUGAGACCUUUCUUGAGGGGCUAUUUGAAAAUUUGCAAAGAAGUGAAGGAAAGGAGGUUAAAGCUCUUCAAGGACUUUUUUGUCGAAGAGAGGAAGAAGCUAGCAAGCACGAAGAGUACGGACCAUGAAGGAUUGAAAUGUGCGAUAGACCAUAUUUUGGACGCUCAGCAGAAAGGGGAGAUUAACGAGGAUAACGUUCUUUACAUUGUCGAGAACAUCAAUGUUGCCGCAAUUGAAACAACACUGUGGUCGAUUGAGUGGGGAAUUGCAGAGCUUGUGAACCAUCCACAAAUCCAGAGGAAGCUCAGGAAUGAGCUCGACACUGUGCUCGGACCUGGUGCACAGGUCACAGAGCCCGACAUUCAAAAACUGCCUUACCUUCAGGCCGUGGUCAAAGAGACUCUCAGACUCCGAAUGGCAAUUCCUCUCCUUGUCCCUCACAUGAACCUCAAUGAUGCAAAGCUAGGAGGUUAUGACAUUCCUGCUGAGAGCAAGAUCUUAGUCAAUGCUUGGUGGCUCGCAAACAACCCUGCCAACUGGAAGAAACCAGAGGAAUUCCGACCGGAGAGGUUCUUGGAAGAGGAGUCGAAAGUCGAAGCCAAUGGCAACGACUUCCGAUACCUUCCUUUCGGUGUUGGAAGAAGGAGCUGCCCAGGCAUCAUUCUGGCAUUGCCCAUAUUGGGUAUUACCAUAGGACGUUUGGUUCAGAAUUUUGAGCUGUUGCCUCCACCAGGACAGUCAAAGAUUGACACAGCAGAGAAGGGUGGGCAAUUCAGUUUGCAUAUUUUGAAGCACUCCACCAUUGUUUUAAAACCAAGGUCAUUUUAAAAUGAAGAUGUAAUUGCUCAUUCUAUGUUCGAUCACAGACACGUUAGUGAGAUUUUGAAUGUUGGGAUUUUGUUUUAAAAAUGUGGUGAUUAUGAAUAUAUGUUGUUGCAUGACAAUGUAAAAAAUGUUGCACUGUAUUUUAAUAAGUUUGAGACGAGUCUCAUUCUCUUA